AUGAACGACAAGUACCACCGGGCGGCCCGGGAUGGCUACCUGGACCUACUCAGAGAGGCCACUCGGAAGGAGCUGAAUGCGCCUGAUGAAGAUGGAAUGACACCGACUUUAUGGGCUGUGUACCACGGCAACCUUGACGCGCUCCGGCUUAUUGUGGGAAGAGGAGGUGACCAGGACAAGUGUGAUAUCUGGGGGAACACUCCGCUCCAUCUGGCCGCCGCCAACGGCCACCACAACUGCCUAUCCUUCCUGGUGUCGUUUGGAGCCAACGUGUGGUGCCUGGACAAUGACUACCACACACCCCUCGACAUGGCCGCCACCAAGAGCCACAUGGACUGUGUCCGGUACCUGGACUCCAUCGCCGCCAAGCAGUCGGCCCUCAACCCCAAGCUGGUGAGCAAGCUGAAAGACAGAGCAUUCCGCAUGGCGGAGAGGAGGAUAAAGGACUGUGUGAAGAUGCAGCAGAAACACCACCAGCGGAUGGAGAGGAAGUUCCUGAAGGAGAGUGUAGCGUCGGAUAACUCAGAUGCCAUGAGCUUCACUAGUUAUAACAGCAGCAGCACGCUAAACCGCAAACUUCCUCAGUUCAACACUCUCACUUCCAAUAUGCCAUACUCACAGGCCACUCUUCACUCCACAGCCAAGGGUAGGACCAAGAUUCAGAAGAAGCUAGAGAAGAAGAAACAGGUGGACGGCACCUUCAAGAUCUACGAGGAUGGGAGGAAGAGUGUACGUUCGCUGUCUGGCCUUCAGCUUGGCCAGGACGUCAUGUUCCUCAAGCAGGGCACCUAUGCCAACUCCAAGGACCGCUCGCGUCUCAACAUCCGGGACAUGUUCCCUCACCACGGCUACAACCACGAUCACCAUGACGAUGACCAUGAUGAUUAUGACGACGACCAUGCGGACACCAUCUCCCACAUUUCCCGUGCCAUAAGCGACCCGGGCCUUCACGAGGCAGCCUACUCUGAGAUCAGUGCCGACUCAGGCCGUGACUCUUUGUUCACCCGGCCAGGUCUCGGAACCAUGGUGUUCCGACGGAACUACGUAUCUGGCGGUCUCUUCGGCAUCGGAGCCCGGGACAAGGGUUCUGUGGCUGGCAGUGAACCCGUAGGCCGGGCCCCUAACGUUCGUCUCCGUGGUCACCUCCCACGUCGCCAGCCCAGCCUGGACGAUGCAAUAGAGAUAGACAGCAUCGGCAGUGCUCUGAGCCUCCAAGAGAGGCACCUACAGGAGCUGCCCUGGGAGGAGGCUGAUGUGGGCCUGGACGAGGAGCUGGAGCCUGAAAACGGACCACUGGAGACCUUCCUGGCCUCCCAGAGCCUGGGGGAGUUCAUGCCCAUCUUCAGGAAGGAGAAAAUCGACCUGGAGGCCCUACUGCUCUGCUCGGACCAGGACCUGACCUCCAUACACAUCCCCCUGGGACCCAGGAAGAAGCUACUAGAGGCCUGUAAGAGACGGUUGGACACCCUGGAGGAACCAGAGGGCAUCGAGGACACUGAUCUCUGA
Messenger RNA from Salvelinus namaycush (lake trout), 1506 nucleotides. RefSeq names its product Usher syndrome type-1G protein homolog. Bases 1 to 1506 code for a protein of 501 amino acids. Gene Ontology annotation, biological process: sensory perception of light stimulus; sensory perception of sound; equilibrioception. The transcript is spliced from 5 exons. NCBI's taxonomy places the organism in Eukaryota, Metazoa, Chordata, Actinopteri, Salmoniformes, Salmonidae. The record is from RefSeq and is a predicted model, not a curated record. Gene Ontology annotation, molecular function: protein binding.